This is a messenger RNA of Erigeron canadensis, 1059 nucleotides long. Its product is annotated as F-box protein At5g03100-like. Gene Ontology annotation, molecular function: protein binding. NCBI's taxonomy places the organism in Eukaryota, Viridiplantae, Streptophyta, Magnoliopsida, Asterales, Asteraceae. The record is from RefSeq and is a predicted model, not a curated record. The transcript is spliced from 2 exons. Bases 1 to 1059 code for a protein of 352 amino acids.
AUGGAAGAAACAGGUCAAAAUCAAGCUGAAGAAAUAAUUAUGGAGGAAAGCGUAAAAGAAGAAGAACAAGAUAGAAUAAGUUUGUUACCAGAUGGUUUGAUUAUCGAAAUCCUUAGCCGUUUACCUUCUACAAAAAACGCCAUCAGAACAGGUGUUCUCUCCAAACGAUGGCAACAUCUUUGGACGGUUGUUCAUACCCUUAUUUUUAUAGACAACAAUAUCAAUACUUCCAUAUAUAAUAGAUACUUGUCUGCUGAUAUCUUCUCGUUUAUAAACAAAGCCAUAACUCAAUGCCAAUCAAGAGAGAUCAAAAAAUUACUACUCCAUAUCAGUUUCCAUGUUGGCUUUGAGUCACAGCUCAACAAUUUUAUUCGUUUUGCUAUCAAUCGUAACGUCCAAGAGCUUUCCUUGUUGUCAUCAUAUUUGGGAGAUAACCAUAAGUUUGAAUUCAAAGACGACACGUUCUUUAACAGUUCAUGUUUUACUCAUCUCAAAUUAGAACACUGCAUAUUUAGGCCAUCUGGUGUCAUUAGUUGGGAUAAACUUAAGAGUUUGUGUGUCUCACGUGUGAAAUUAGAUAAAGAUCUGAUUCAAAAUAUAUUAUCCGGAAGUCCUUUGUUGGAAACUUUGAAGCUAAAAUAUUGCUGUGGUUAUAGGCGGCUUGAUAUCACUUCUAAAAGUGUUAAGAACUUGGUCAUCUCUGGAUACCACAACUGGUUUACUACUAACUUCGGUAUGGAUAUUAUUCAAAUCAAUGCUCCAAAUGUUUUGUCACUAACAAUAAAAAAGGCAUUGUAUCUGAGGAAGAUUUUGUUGCAAGAUGUGUCGUCUUUACACAAAGCUUGCUUGAAUUAUACAAUCAACAAGGAAUCACUUCAUCACAAUGAAAAAGAGGAAGAAGAGAUGAUUGAAGGAUUCAUACUCAAACUUCACCAUGUCAAGGAGCUUCAAGUUGGUAAACACCAUUUACAGGUUCUAUCUCGUUUGGAAACUAAAGGUCGGCUCCAAUGGGGCUUGAAGUAUAUUACAGCGGCUAAUAGCUAUUCAGACAACGAUUGA